AUGCGCUCUUCUGCAUCCACAGUAUUUACAGCACUCCUUCUUGCUGCCGCGGAGGCAUUUUCUGAUACCGCUGAUGCAGCCAUUGUCCGCGAUGUGGUAAUCGUCGGUGGUGGCGCUUCUGGGGCACAUGCAGCGGUGCAGCUACGCGAUAUGGGGAAAACCAUCGCACUGGUCGAGAAGCGAGACAGGCUUGUGAGCUAUGAUGCUGCCGCUGCCCAUCAGUUUACUGACGGACUGUUUCAGGGAGGGCACACUGAGACGUAUCAUGACCCCGCCACCGGUAAGAACAUCAAUGUCGGUGUUCAAGCUUGGAAUACGUACAAGAAUUCCACAAACUUCAUAACCGAACGCAUGAACAUGUCGAUUAUGGCGAAACCACAGACCUCUCUUACCACCAAGUACGUGGACUUCACGACUGGCCAAAUCUUGCACAACUAUGUGGCUCCUACAAGCAUGGAGGUGCUUGCCGCCCUCAAGAGGUACCAUGAACUGUGCGAGCAAUACGAGCAUCUGCUUCUACCAGGCUUCUUCGACUUCCCACUCCCGGGUGACAUUCCCGAGGACCUGACACUUUCUUUCAGAGACUUUGUGGACAAAUACAAUAUCUCGGCUGCCGUUCCACGACUGUUUGAGCUGACUGGCAUGGGUGUCGGUGACAUCGAGAGUAGCCUGCUGAAGAAAAGCAGCAUGAACACCGCCACAAUGUAUGUGAUGCAGGCUGCGGGUGCCCCUUUGACAGGCAUCUUCUUUGGAGAGACAAGCAACGUGGUCCCGGUGUCAGCGGACCUCUGUGAGCUGUAUUCAAAGAUUGGCAGUUUACUCGGCCACGAUGUGCUCUAUUCCAGCACUGUGGUAUCUUCUGUACGUGGUGCCAACGACACAGGUGUCACGAUCACGGUGAGAGCUGCAGACGGAACCAGGAAGCGAGUUGAAGCCAAGCGCCUCCUGCUCGCUAUUGAACCUAGCGAGGAUAACAUGGCCCCUUUCGACUUGGACGAAAGCGAGCGGACCGUCUUCUCCAAGUUCCGAUCUUCGAACGUUUAUGUCGGCGCGGUGAGAAACCCGUCGCUAGUAGUAAAUCAAUCCCUGACCAACAUGCCAGCCACUGCAGAGUCAUCGAACUGGACGACACUUCCGCUUCCACCGUUUAAUUCGCGGAUCGACUACUUCGGCCAGGACAGUGACCUUUUUCGUUUUCUCAUGGUCGCUAACACUGACCUUGGCACAAAUGGAGCGCGAGAUCUUGUCGUUGAUGGUUUUAACAAAAUGAAAGAGAGUGGAGUGCUUGCCGCCACUGACCAGAUGCUCCAAUUCGCUGCUCUUGAGGAUCAUGGGCCAAUGCACAUGCGGGUGGAGGCCAAACACAUCAAGGCCGGGUUCAUACAGGCCCAGUACGCGCUCCAGGCCCAUCGCUCGACGUGGUGGACUGGAGCAGCGUUUUCGGCUCAAUUUACUACCGUGCUUUGGGCCUUCAAUGAUUUGCUGCUGCCGAUGAUGGUCGAGAGUAUGUAG
This is a messenger RNA of Diaporthe amygdali, 1512 nucleotides long. RefSeq lists its product as uncharacterized. The transcript has 2 exons. Lineage: Eukaryota; Fungi; Ascomycota; Sordariomycetes; Diaporthales; Diaporthaceae. The record is from RefSeq and is a predicted model, not a curated record. The coding region runs from base 1 to 1512 and encodes 503 amino acids.